Molecule: messenger RNA, 2053 nt
Organism: Pantherophis guttatus
Lineage: Eukaryota; Metazoa; Chordata; Lepidosauria; Squamata; Colubridae
Gene: TBPL1
Product: TATA-box binding protein like 1
Biological process (GO): DNA-templated transcription initiation
Molecular function (GO): DNA binding
Source: RefSeq, a predicted model, not a curated record
GGCGGCGGAGAUGGGGGCGCCGUCUAUGGUGUUCGCGCGCUUUGUGAUGUUUUAUUGUGUCGCGGGGAUUCGGCGGCCUGGAAACCCGGAACCGUCAGGAGAAGCGGCGGCGGCGGCGGCGGUUGCCGAACGUCUGUGGGUCGCUUAGCGGCCGGUUCUUCUCGGAAGCCGUUGAGCCCAGAGGAGGAGGCGGAAAGGCCGUCGGGGCUGUACGUCAGUAACGGUCUUCGUGCCGCGAACCGUUGCACGCGAGCCUACGGGGGAAGCGGGGUCAGAAGUGCCGGGGAUGUGAUCUUUCAUGGUAUGGUGCUGGGAAUCUGUGUUUUAAAUCACCCCAAUGGAUGCAGAGAGUGAUGUUGCAUUGGAUAUUUUAAUCACAAAUGUGGUCUGUGUCUUUCGAACAAGAUGUCAUUUAAAUUUGCGAAAGAUUGCUUUGGAGGGAGCAAAUGUGAUAUAUAAGCGUGACGUUGGGAAAGUAUUAAUGAAGCUUAGGAAACCCAGGAUUACAGCAACAAUUUGGUCCUCAGGGAAAGUAAUUUGCACAGGAGCUACAAGUGAAGAAGAAGCAAAAUUUGGUGCCAGACGACUAGCCCGUAGUCUGCAGAAACUAGGUUUUCAGGUGAUUUUUACAGAUUUUAAAGUUGUCAAUGUUUUAGCAGUAUGCAACAUGCCGUUUGAAGUCAGAUUGCCAGAAUUUACAAAAAACAACCGACCCCAUGCCAGUUAUGAACCAGAGCUUCAUCCUGCAGUGUGCUACAGAAUAAAAACACUUAGAGCUACUUUACAGAUUUUUUCAACAGGAAGUAUCACAGUUACAGGGCCAAAUGUAAAAGCUGUUGCCACUGCAGUGGAACAGAUCUACCCGUAUGUGUUUGAGAGCAGGAAAGAAAUUUUAUAAUUUGCCACUUCACGGUUAGGUGAACUAACCAAGCACCUUUUAUAAGACUGCUGCAUAUUGGACUUAAAGCAAAAAAAGGGUAAAGAAAAAAGGAUUAACUGGACCAAGGCAGCUGAGAAGGUACAAACUCUUGGCCACAGUGAUAAACUCCAGUCCUUUUUGGAUUUUAUUUUGAACAGUGCUGUAUUGUAAAAACAAAAGUUUACAAAAAUAUGAAAUUGCUGCUUUUUACAAGACAUUCUAUUUAUUUCUGCAGUGAUUUCUGUGUUCAUAAGCAGAAUUGUCAUGAUAUGCACUAACCUUGGAAAUACUUCUUUAGGUUGAGCUUGUGUUUUUAUUUGUUAAUAGUCUUUUACAUUUUUGUAUGCUGACUGUUGGGCACCAAAGAAGCUGUAGACAUUACCUUUUUCACCUGACAAACAUGCACAAAUAAAAGUCUGCAAAACCUUCCUUCAUACCUGUUCUGUUACAUUCCUUUUCCCUUUUCAAUUAACAAUUGUAUAUUGGCAAAGUAACUAAAGCAUUAUUAGUGUAAUCUUUUGUUCAUUUUUUUUCUUCCAGUUUUAGUGUGCGUGUGUAAAGUGGUCAAUAGCAGAAUAGGUUCAAGUGAAUGACAGAUACAUAUGUGUACAAAGGACAGACUCUGUUUUUUCUGCAAUGUAUUUGUAAGUAAAUGCAGAGGUUGGCUGAUCUUUUUCUGCUUUGCUCAGUAAGGGCACAUUCUGGAUCAUAACAGAUUUUAAUGAACAUUGUAUUCAGUAAAGAUAGAAGUACCAUGAUAGCACUUGAUGUUAGUAAAAUCAGCUUACUGUGUCCAUAAUUCAGAUACAGUUUUGGUUGGUUUUUUAAAAACUGCUGUGAAUUACUUCCAUUGACUAGUGUUAUUUUUCAGGAAAAAAGUUUAAUUGAUGUAGACCUUUUAGCUACUUCUAAAAAAUUGUCCACACUUGCCAAAUACUGCUAUAGUACUUCAUUUUUGUUUUUUAUUCUAACAUGUAAGAAAGCUUGGUUUUGACAUGUAAUCUUGGGACUUCAAAAGCCAAUGUUGAAUCUCUCAGUACAUGUGCAUUGGUACAGAUGAGUGGUAUUUUAAUUAAAUUUUAAUUGGAAUGAAGAUGCUACUCUCAUCAUAUACAAUAAAUAUGUAAAAAUGCA